AUGGUCAAGCACAACAGGUGGAUGGCUCUUCAGGAUAAACUGGGUGGACUGGACCCAGAUGAGUGUGAGGAGGAGAAGUGGUUGGAGGAGGAGCUGAUUGAUCCACCAUCGACAUCCGGUACCAGCCACACACAGACUGCGAAGUAUAAAGGUGCAAAGCCAGAGCGGCAUGACCUCUUCCGAGGGUGGCAAUACCAACCCAAGUACCAGAUGUCUGAGGCACUCCUCAAGGAGCUGAUGACCCAUAUUAGGCAGUGGAAGGUGCAUAAAAAGCCCUUCCAGUUCCAAGGGAUGUGCCAGUGGAAAGUGAUGAAGAAGGAGCAGGGAAGGGAUAUGGACAAGAGGCUUGUGUGUGAGGUUGCAAAUGAGCUUGUUUUGUACAUUGGCAUGCCAUUCAGCACAAACCUCAAGGACACUAAGGUGGUGUUGUGGGGGGAGAUAUUGCCCUUCUGUGUGAGUGUGCUGCAGAUGCCAGUGGGGGGGGAUGGCACUGGCCUGUGGAGGACCACUCAUUGA
Fomitopsis serialis is the source of this 516-nucleotide messenger RNA. RefSeq lists its product as uncharacterized. The record is from RefSeq and is a predicted model, not a curated record. NCBI's taxonomy places the organism in Eukaryota, Fungi, Basidiomycota, Agaricomycetes, Polyporales, Fomitopsidaceae. The transcript has 3 exons. Bases 1 to 516 code for a protein of 171 amino acids.